GUUAUGAAGACGAGGUAAAAUGUUCUGUCAUCGAUGGAGAUGAGCGAAAAGUUGUUGGAUUUCAUUUCGAAAACAGGAAAUGGUCUAAGAUGACGUUGUUCCAUCAUUGCCUGAGAGUGGUUGCCACGGUGAUGUGGCUGGGCGUUUCCUGGUCCAGUGGUGAGGAGAGCCCUCCCAUUCAUCACCUGGUGUUGUUGGACAACCUUCCACCUGAAUUCAACCACACCUCAAACCCAGAAAUCGUCAUCCGUUCAAACUACAGUGGACUUGUCCACUUUAAGGAAUCUGAUGAUUUUAAAGUCUUGCUGAAUAUCACAGCGCCCUCUAUUGACAAAGCCUAUGCUGUACACUCACAGAUGGUUGCCGACAAGGGGAGACUACUCAUUCAAGUGUAUGAAGAACCUUCUGCAGGACAUCCCAUAAGUCUCGGGUGGAUAUUCCUCCUGGUUGGUAUAUCAGCCUGUAUUGUAGCCACAUUAGCUGUCCUGUAUGCCGUGUGGUGGUACUGCAGUAAAAAAUACAUUGACAUUGAACAAGACAACCUACGCCAUGGCAAUGUGAUGUAUCGUGCAAGGAACAGUAUGCACCUGUCCGCUACACAGGCGGAGGAAAUCAUGUUGUCGCGAGGCGAUGAUGACCAUGAUACUUUUCCAAAUGACGACCCACUGAGAGGAGUACCAGAACUUCCUGAACAGGAAGAAGCAGAAGCUAUGGAGAUGGAGGAAUUACAGGCCACAGAAAAGCAUGGGAUAGAUGGGGACAAUGAUGACUAUGAGAAAAGGGUUGCUAAGAAACGACUACAGGCCCAAGCUAGAAAGCUACACAAAGAUUAUUACAAGAAAGAAAUAAUCCGACGUAAGAGACAUCCCUCUCUUAACGACCCACCAUCUUAUGAUGCUGUGAUGGAGUAUCCAAAUGAAUCAAGCGACGAGUCUGAUGAAUCACCAGAACAUGAUACCAGUAACCGACGGUUACUGCCAACUAUAGAGGGUUCUGAUACAUCUCUUGGUGACAGAACUUACCAAAAUGUUUACAGGGAUGGUGCCAUCACCACAUUCCGAACAUUAGACACACACAUUCCCGUGGCACAUUCAGACGGUGACCUUACUCUCGCGAACUUGGCUACUCGUAGAGGGCGCCACUUGCCUCGACUUGCUAAGGGCAUGGUAACUCCUCCAGUUGCUAUGUCAGAGGAGUUAGCUCAUGGACCGUCUUUCCCUAACACUGCUAUUGUUGCGGCAGCUGCUGCUAGUAAAGACAGUAAAGAGACAGUGGUUAUCCGUGAGGAUAGCAAUGCUUCUCCUUUCAGGGUAACAGCUGUUGUACACCAAACUACACCACAGUCUCCAGAACAUGCUGGGUCAAGACCAGGCAGUACAACUGGAUCUCGACCAGGUAGUGUUACGGGGUCAAGGCCUGGGAGUGGUAAAGGGUCACGACCUGGAAGUAGCACAGGUUCACGGGUUGGCAGUAACUCCCAGCUCAGGCCAGCUUAUGCAACAAUUAAUCAAAACCAUCCUGUGUCUACCAUGGAUUCGGGGAUCUACACAUUGGAGAAAAACCCAAUGGACAUUCCAUUGACUAGCUUCAAGAGCCGAGGACCUCCUCCACCGAUUCCUGUCAAACCCCCAGUUCUACCAACAAUCAGGAAUACACCAGGUGCUAGAAGCCCUCAAACAUCAGAACCACAGGACUUCUACCAAUAUGGGAAAUUGGAGAACUCCGGCAACCCUUAUCCCCCAUCAUUAAUGACAUCAGAUAGUGUCACAAGCCCAGGUGGUCAUCGCAUUAGUGAAAGUUUAACAAGCCCAGGAGGUCACCGUUUUAGUUUGAUGAGUGAGAAAACGUUUUCUCUUUAUGGUAGCAGUGAGAUUUUUGACUCUAAUCAACAACAGCGUGACAAAGACUUUGACCAGGAAGACAGUGAAUCGGAUAUUGAGGUUGAAAUUCCACCACUUGGAGACUCCGAUGCCGAUAUUUUAUCUGAUGCAAGUCUGCCCCUUCCAAGUCCUCCAGCCUUUAUCAGACCACAUGGGGCCAAUUACACAUUUGAUGGAAGUCCAAUUAGUCCUGCAGCCAGGAAGUUCCUGUAUGGAGACAGUCUUCAUGGUAUUUCAGCCAUGUCUCCCGGAUUGGACGACUGGGAUGACAUGAGAGGUGGUCGACUGAUAGCAGCCACUGCCUCGCCUACCAAUACACUGGACAAGCACUUUGUGUUCCCUCCUCCACAGCAGUCCCAAGACUCUGGGAUGUCGGAUGGACCAGAUAUGUCCAGCUUUAAUGACAAUAACGGCACCUCCACACCCCCACCUCUCCCUCCACCAAAUCCGGUACAGAGAAGUAUUUCCGAUAUACAAGGUAACCACAUCAGUCUUCAAACCCCACCAAGGAAGACAUAUCACUCCCCACAUCGGUAUUCCAGUACAAGAGAGGAAGCGCGGUCGCCCCACCAUCUUCAUCCCGAGGGACGGGAGUAUGCAGAACAGAACGGCCACAGAGAACGACAGCGUCAGCUCUCUGGAGGAAAACCUGGCAGAGGAAGAGGUGGAAGGCCUUUAUUAGGACCAAAAGUCUUACAUCUGACUAUCCUAUCAACGUUCUGUAUCUUGAGUUUGGCAAGUGGAGUCUAUGCAAAAAUGGCGAAGCCCGAAACUGAAGUGUAUAUGACUGUGUAUGCUCCCCGAGACUUUUUGGCUGCCCAUCGUAUCAACGUCUUCUUCAAUCAGGACAAGAAAGCUGACAUUGAAGCAUCCCCAUUUGAUGUUCAGCCUUAUGUUGCCUCGGAUCCAAUUCUGUGGCGCAUGAACUCUUCCUUGUGUAAGAGAAACAAAUGUGCCCAGGGAUGUGACGAGAACACCGGGCGCUGUAUUUGUAAGAAGGGUUACAAACUGGACAAGGAUGGAAUUUGUAAAGAUGUGAACGAGUGUCAUGAAAUGACCUUCCGAUGUCACAAGGAUGCUGGUUGUCUGAACAGUAAAGGAUCAUACGAUUGUCGCUGCAGCUUCCCUUUCUUUGGUGAUGGAAAAUAUUGUGAAGAAUGUACUAAGGGCUGUCCAGAAAACAUGUGGGAGGUACAAGGCUGCACAAACAAGCAGCCCAAGAUCUGCCGAGCCUGCACAAAAGUGUGUGUCGAUGGCUUCUACUUGCUGAGUGCCUGCCACACAAACAAUGACAUCAGCUGUAGGAUGUGUCACCAGAAGUGUACAGGAGGUAGUUAUGAAUACAAGCAGUGUACAAGGAGACAAAAUCGAGAGUGUCGAGAUCGAUCAGAGUUGCAGAGGCCAUUGACAAGUGAAAAUGUUGUAUAUGAGAACCAAUUGGAAGUCACAGAUGAGGAGGCCAAAAUGCCUUACACACCAUCUGAUUUCUCCGAAGUACGCAGAUUUACGUUUCACAGAGGAUCAGGAUUCUAUAUCAAAGUGGCCAUCAAACAACUUAAUCCAACCUUUGUGUUUGAACCUGUGGAUCAUGCUGACAACAAUGACCUUAGGUCAUUUCCAGGGCAACCAAUGAUCACUCGCCAGUAUUGUCCAUAUCCUGUCCCAGCACAUUAUGAACUCUUUUAUCUCAAGCACCAGAACCAGAAAUACAGAACAUACAUGACAAAGACUGGCACUGUCAUAGAACCAUGUGAUACAUACAUGAGACACGGCACAUACCCUGACCUCAGUCACACAGAUUCGGGGUCCAUCCUGUGUUCAGAGCCAGGCCCUGUCAGCAGUGUGUAUGCUAUCCAACGAGAAUUCGGCACUAGCAAAGACACUUGGGUGGAAAAAUCUUUGAGAUGCCAUAAUGAGAAUGAGGCAUGUCUGAACUGCACCUUACUGUGUACACGUCACAUGAUGAAGGACCAGGGCCAGUGUGGUGUGCGAGAAUCAGACGGUGAUGGGGGCUCACCGCGGUUACCAACAUGUUUUGCCUGCUGUAUACAACAGAAUUGUACAGACAUUUGUAGGGAUUACCACGAUAGGGGAUGUCAGACAGUCAGAUGUCAAGAAGGAAAUCUGAUUGAAUUCCGUCUUCGACCAGUUUACAACAACGGAGAAGACUACCUAUGUCAUGUGACUCCAGUAACCAAUCAAAAGUUGAUCGAGUUGGAAUAUACCAUCAUGCAUUUCCACAAGGAGUUGAUGCGUAAAAAUAUCAGUAUCUAUGGUAACAAUGAAUGGAUGACAACAGGCAAGACAGACCACAGGGACAAAAUUAUCACAAUACAAAUUGACUCAAAGCUUGGCAAGAUGCCAAAUUUUAUCCAAGGAACACCAAGCACUGGUACAAUGAAAGUUGGUGUGUACAAAGAGGAAGGGUCGAAGGUCAAAUAUGCCCACAUCACUGGAUCGUCUGCCCUAGCAAGACCAGUGUGGCCCUUCAAAGUGACAUCCUCAAUAUUCGGGAGUAAGUCAUGUGAAGAUGAGGCUCUAGAUGACCUUGUCCUAGCAACGGGGUCAGAAGACCCAUACGACCCAAUUCCAGACCUUUUGGGAGUGUAUGUGGGUAAUAUGAGCUACAUCAUCACUAACUUUACCACACAUCCACGUGUUCGUAUCGCUGUCAACCAACACACGUCUGUCCUCAGCGUUCUCUACCCAAGCACUGAGCUUGUGUUCAGCGAUCUCUAUGGUAACAUAACCCAUAACUCCUCUCACUGGAUCGUAGAUGUGUAUGGAGCCAUCAAAACUUGUCCAGGUUUCCUAAGGUUGAACAUUUCAGAUGCAGACUAUUCCAGUGACCCACUGUUUCAGUACGAGCUUGGAAUCAAAUGCCCCAAAACGUUUAACAUCUCCUUCUUUAUUCCCAAUGGGGACAAGCCUUACUUUGAAAAAGAUUUUAUUGUGACAGUAAAGGAUCGACUUACUACCUACCAUCUUAACAUCUACAAGCCAAGGUCAAAGAUCACAGCACCACCAACUAAAGAGGUUAGUCGUGGGCAGCUGCUAAAAUUAUCGUCCACAGAGGACGUCACUCCGCCCCAUUUUUCCAUUCCCUUCAUCGCCUCUGUGUGUGGGGGCACACUUCUCCUUAUCUUCAUCGCCACCUUUGGUAUUUGUGUCAAAUUCAACCAGCCUCGUGUGGAUGUGCUGAGAUUCCGCUGGUGCCAUCUUGUCCUCAUGGUUGGCUACAUUGUGUUCCAGUUUGUGUUUGCUGUGCUGGCUUCUAUGACUGUGUUUGUUCUCAUCAUCAUGGCUGUUAAUAGUGACGCCACAGCCUUCCUUCAGAACUACCAGCAGCAGCGUUCAGUAAAGUCUGCCUACAGCCACCUGGAGCUUGACCACAUGGAACGCCACCUGGUAGCCGAGAUCGCACGUCAGAACCAACUUGCCAACAGUUCCAAAGCUAUGUGUGAACAACAAAUGCACAAAAUCACGGAUGAUUUUGCUAAGUUGAAGGUUGAAAUGGAGAGGGAGAUGAAGACAAGGAUGGAACAGGAAAAUUUAAACAAUCUCCUGGCUGACCAUACCCAACAGCUUUUACAGAGUUUUACCAACACUUUGGCUAUCUUCAGUUACCGGUACAAUAAUUACCUCAAAUACACGAGGCAGGUCUUCUCCUCAGAUAUCCGUGACACAUAUGACAGUGUGGAAAAGAAUAAAUGGCUCUCUGGAGCUAACUUCCUGCGACGUAAAGUUAAGAUUCUACGGGACAUGAUGAACCUACCAACUAAACCAUUCAUUGAUUGGAUGGGCUUAAAGAAUGACCUCUUACACACAACAACUGACACUCCCAUACCUACUCCACAGUUACCAAGGUUCAGUAUGGCAGACACAGUAAUGGGUGGCAACAGGGACCAAUCUCAAAGAUUACCCUUAACAAUCAAAACAUCCACAGAGAAAACGUUGGAGAGUCACAACUACUGGAUAUACAAUAACCAACCUCAAGGCUACAACAAGCCUCUUUAUGAACAAAACGGGACAGAGACCCAGACUGGUGGUCAGAAGAAGUCUAGUUAUAGUGGCUAUUUUGUGUUUUUUGGUGUGAUGCUGUGUAUAGACUUAGUGUGGUUUCUACAUCGUAUGCUAAAGGCUUUAGGUGUCAGCCAACUCCUGUUGUUUGGCUAUCCUAUAUACCUCGACAUCCGUGACAAAACAGCACGAUCUCGUCACCCUAGUGAAAGUGAAGCAUAUAUGAAAAAGAGAAAAAAAUGGUUUAAACAAGGACUUUUCCAUACUAUGAAGGAAUUCUUCUUUAAAAUACUGUCAAGUAUGUUUAUCCCAAAAGUGAUAGCAGCAGUGCUGGUUUGUCUUAUCAUGUAUGUGUUAUCCGUGGCAACCUUUCACUUUGUCAACAGAGAAACAUUUAGUUACCUAGGAUACUACAACAACAUUGAUGACCUUCUGAAAAUGAACGAAGCCUUCAUCAACAAUCGGAUAAAAGCCCAUGCCAUGCGUAUCAAUAUGAUGGAGUACCCAACCUACCAAGAGUUGGUAAACUUACAUAUACAGCGUCACCAUUACGUGUAUAAGAUGGUAGAGAGACAAUGGCAGGUCCUUGGUGAUGCUCACGGACAGCUCUACUGUAAAUAUCUCCAGCAACUAGACCUCAAGGCUAAAUGUAAUAAGCCACUGGGCACCAGAUUCAAUGAUAUACAAAUAUCAGCUUGUCACUUCCAGCAGGUGGAACCAGAGUUGUAUGAAGGACAUUCUGGUCCGGAGUCGACAGUGGCUGAGGUUCAGAUGGAUGCCUUCCUGAGAAGUAUCCGACAAAUGAUAUCUGAUACCAGUUAUAUUGUCCUCAUCUAUCUGUCUGUUAUCAUUGUCAAGGAGCUGCUUGGCACAGUCAUCUGGCUUUAUAUGAAACGGUCCGGUUUAAUGAACUUACGUAUUAUAUAUGAAGCUGACGAGCCUCCACCGCCUGCUUCUAGGACAACAUAAAAAGUUGGAUGUUGAAGUUAUCUGUCGAAAUAAUUCUGGAGAAAAAAGUUAUAAAAUUGAGAUAAUACUUCUGAUUGAUGUAAUGUUCAUAUUCUUUCCAUCAGAAGUGUGCGAGAAACAGAAUGGUCUUUUGAUGGCAAACUGUGGUAUAGUGUUGUUAAUGUUACUGAUUUAUGAAGGUCACAGGAUUAAUCAGGUCAAGGUCAACACCUGAUUAAGUUUACGAGGUAACUGACAUUGGUUUUAGAGGUUAAGAUGACUUCAUAAUUAUCAGUGUUAAGUGUGAUUUGAUUAAUUCUGCUCUUGAUGUUGAAGGAUACUUUUUGUUGUCUGUUUAUUAGUGGAUAUCAUAGAUGUUUAUGAUGCUAUAAGCAUUGUAGUUAGCUUUACUGAUGAAUCAGUUACCAUGAAUCUCAUUGUAUGAUAUCUUACAGAAAGCAUUUUGUGAUAAUUACCCAACUUUGUGGAGUGUUUGAACUUCAUCAUGCCUCUACGUAGAUAGAAAUAGAUUGUUAUUAAGUGCUACUUUGGUGUUGCUUUGUUCUCUACAGGGGAGACAAGUCAUACUGAUCAUAAUAUGGAGGAACAAACAUAAGACAAUUACUGUAAGUGUGUUAGCUAUUUUUAUCAUGAUGCCGUUUCCAUGGUAAAGGUUUUGUUUACCUUUUAGCUGUUGUUGAAUUUCUUAUGGUUUUUAUCAACAGUAAAUUAAAGACAUUUCCUCUGCGAUGUGAAAAAGAAAAAAUCAAUAUUGAUAAUAUUGAUCAUGUGUUCAAGUGUAUACUUCAUUUGUUAUAUUUACUUGAACAAGAGUUGUCUCCCAUCACAGUGUUACUUCUCUCAAGAAAAGCAUUAUGAGUUUUGAAGAGUAAAGAUGAAAUCCUAAUGUCAUUAUAUAUACCAUUGAAGGCAUUGAGCUUCUGACAAUUGACUUUACAGGAGCUCUGGAUGGGCAGUGAAGUGAUGAAAAUGUCAUAAUACUUUCAUAAUCAUAUAAUAACCAAGUGUGUUUGUUGUAAAUGGAAGUUUAGAAUGUGUGUAUUAUGGUAUUGUAUGAAAGGAAUGGUUUUAAAUGGUUGUCUGCAAUAUUGAUAUAAAAUAUUAAAUUUAUAUAUUUCAUGUUUCUUAAUAAAUAUAUCUAGUCCAAAAAUAUUUCACAUAUAUAUGAUUAUAUAAUGUACAUUUAUUUUAAAAGAUUUUAUUGUGCCCAUGUUAGAAUGCAUUUUUACAUCCCUUGUUGAACUAGCAUAGACUAGCUGUCCAUUUGUUAUGGACUGGUUUACUAUGCUAAAUAGGGGCGACAGGUUCUGCUGCAUUAUGUGCUAACCAUAUUGAUCUCAUUAUAAUAACCUAAGAAGAGUUGUCUUUCUUUGUAAAUGUAACCUGUAUUAUGAUUUCAAAAAAACUUCUCCUCAAAGCUAUUACCCAAAGGAAUAUGUUUAUAUAACAUUUCUCAGAAAGAUUUUCUGACCCUGUAAAAGAGUACAGUAUAUGAACCUUGUAUUUGUAAUGUAUUUAACCCUAUAUGGUUUCACCAAAAUUUUCACUGUUUCCUCUUCCAUCCCAGAUAAGAUUUCCACAGAGGAACAUUGACACUGGUAGCUUUGGCUGUUAGUGUUUUCAGAAAAUCACAUCUCAAAGUAUUCUGUACCUCUAUGUGUUUUUACUGUUCUGCAGGAGAAAUAAGUUUUUUGGGAAUUAAAGUAUCAGAAUGAGAAUAUCUCUUUACUGAGAAAAUUACAUGUAAUUGUUAAAACUGAAAUUGUAGGUUAUGUAGGAAUUCCUCAUUAACUAUGAGAUAUAACUGGAUUUGACCAGUGAAUCACCCAUCCCAUGUUCUCUGUAUUGUGAUACAAUUUUUGAGGAAACAGCAUCAUAAUUUUUUUGUUCCUAAAUACAUAUAUAAAGUUUCACUAGUGCUCCAUGUUAGUGCUGAAAUUUUCAAAUAGAAAUGUUAAAUUUUACCCUAAGUUGAGAAAAAAGAAAAAAAUGAAAAAGAGUUGGUUCUUGAAAACUCAUCUUGAUACCCAGUAUUUAGGUGAUUUGGGGUCAUGAUAGCUGAAAACAGUUAGAAUGUUGGCCUGUGUAACCUCAGGUGAAAUCCCAGGUACGUGGUUCAAUGCCCCAUACCUAUGGCACUUUGUUUCUCAAGAAACUGAUAAACAAACUGGUCUAAGCUGUCACAUGAUUGAGUCCUUGUGCACAACACUACCUUGAUUGCUCUACAUGACCUGGGAUUGGCCUUCUGUAUGUUGUUCAUUGAGAAUCUACCAGUUACAACAAAAUGACCCAGCCUUUUCACAGGUCAAUGAAUAGAGCAAACAAACAAUUAAACCUACUUUUAAUUUUUCAGUAUUUGGUGAAAGUUUUUUAUUUUGGACAUUUUGUAAGAAACUUAAUACCUAAAAUCAGUUAAAAUUCCUUUAAAUUAAAAACAACAUUAGCUUUGUCUGUGUGUUCAGUUUGAAAUGACAUCAGAGUUUUAAUCCAAAGACGUCACUGUCAUUAUGCAGUGAUCUUCAAGGGGGUGAUAUUGUGUAGAAAUCUGAAGAAUUGCAGCCCAUUAGUGUUGGAGAGAUGUAACUGAGAAAUGCUCCUUUGUAGAUAUAUGCAGUGAAACUGACAUGGAAAGACCAAAUAAAAUAUAAGAAAACCA
This is a messenger RNA of Ylistrum balloti, 9525 nucleotides long. RefSeq lists its product as uncharacterized. The record is from RefSeq and is a predicted model, not a curated record. Lineage: Eukaryota; Metazoa; Mollusca; Bivalvia; Pectinida; Pectinidae. Bases 90 to 6869 code for a protein of 2259 amino acids. Gene Ontology annotation, molecular function: protein binding; calcium ion binding. The transcript is spliced from 33 exons.